Colletotrichum higginsianum IMI 349063 is the source of this 741-nucleotide messenger RNA. RefSeq names its product Prenyltransferase alpha subunit. The transcript has 2 exons. The coding region runs from base 1 to 741 and encodes 246 amino acids. The record is from RefSeq and is a predicted model, not a curated record. NCBI's taxonomy places the organism in Eukaryota, Fungi, Ascomycota, Sordariomycetes, Glomerellales, Glomerellaceae.
AUGCCAGCCAAACCCAAGAUCAGCUCCAAGGCCAAGGAAGCUGAGAGCAAGAACAAACAAGCACAGUCUCCUACUGCCCAGGCUCAGGAGCCCCCAAAGACGAUCAACGAACGCUCCACUCAACGUUAUUACCAGACGAAUCCGCACCAGCGGAAACGAGAGGCAGCCGGUGGCCUGCACAACCUUACACUUGCCGAACGACAGUCGUGGGUCAACGCAACUCUGGUGCGCCACGUAGCGAACAAGGAGAUCUACCUCACCAACAAGGCCGAGCGCGAGUUCUGGAAGCAGGUUAACCGUGAGAGCCCGCCGAUCCGCCGCCUCGACAGGCGCAAGACCGAAAAGGGUGCCGCCGUCGUCUACGACUGGGGCAACGACAAGAACGGCCGCGACAUUGGCGAGUACCCGCUCGAGCAGUUUGCCACCCGAGCCGCCAAGCAGGCACAGCUCACAGCGCUCGAAAUUUUGCACCGGCGAUUUCUCCAGCGGAGGGAGUUUGCGCGGGACAGCGUGAAGGACGCGACGACAGGGGAGAUCACGCAGAUCACCAAGGAGGACAUCCAGGAGGAGACACAGAGACGACGGGACAUGUCGGCAAUCAGGAAGGAGCUCUACGGGGACAAGAUGGGCCCCUAUGCGACGGACCCGGAGUGGGAUGAUGUCGUACCCAUCCCUGCCGAGGAGCCCACCGGCGCGCUGGCCACGAUCGCUUACCCAGAGGACUACGCUGAGGGUAAAUAA